AAACCGACGGACCUUAAACCCUGCUUCCCCCGUCCGCCGCCAAAGGCGCCGGCCACUACUGCUUCUGCACAAGUCCCCGGCGAUUGCUUUCUCUGUUUAUGUAGAUGCGUGGAUUAUAUAUAUAUAUAUAUAUAUUUGUGCCAAGCGUGGAGGGUUUGUUUCUUCUGAAGAAGAGCUCCGUCGUCUCUGGCCAUGGACUUGGAGGAAAAUUAUGAAAUUGGCCGCACUGUCACCUUCAUUCGAACUCACAACUUCACUAGGGUUGCUCUCCAGUUCCCCGAUGAGUUGUUGAAAGAUUCAACAAGAGUCUUAAGUGCCAUCCGUGAUAAGCUUCACUCUGGUGAAUGCAAUGGAAGUGAUAAGGAUGUCACAUUGUAUGUAAUGGCGGAUACAACUUAUGGCAGUUGUUGUGUUGAUGAGGUUGGGGCAUCUCACAUUAAUGCGGAUUGUGUCAUUCAUUAUGGACAUACAUGUCUCAGCCGAACAUCAACUCUUCCUGCAUUAUUUGUUUUUGGGAAAGCUCCAAUUAGUGUAUCUGACUGUGCAAAGGAUUUAUCUGAAUAUGCAUCGACGCAUAGCAAGCCUGUUUUGGUUCUUUAUGGAUUGGAAUAUGCAUAUGCUAGACAGGAUAUUAGGGAAGCAUUGGUAAUUCAAUCAUCCAGUCUGUAUUACGCUGAUGUUGUGUGUUCAGUUAUGAAUCCGUUGGAAAAUUCCAAAACAUCUAAUGGCUGCCUGGGGGUGAAUGACAAUGCCAAUCAAGGUUCUGGUGGCACAGUCAGUAGACAAUAUAGAAUUGGAGGCUUGUGUUGGAGCCUGCCCAAUGGACAUAGAAUAGAGGACUACUUGCUUUGUUGGGUUGGUGCAGAGAAUGAAGCCUUUGCAAAUGUUGUCAUGACAUUCAAUGGAUGUGAGAUAGUCAGAUAUGAUGCAGUUGCAAAUUGCUUGGUGACUGAUGUAUCACAUCAGAGGAGGAUUCUCAAGCGCAGAUACUACCUCAUUGAGAAAGCAAAGGAUGCUAAUAUUGUUGGGGUAUUAGUGGGAACUCUUGGUGUAGCUGGUUAUUUGCACAUGAUUCAUCAGAUGAAAGAGUUGAUCACAAGAGCUGGGAAGAAGGCUUAUACUCUUGUUAUGGGAAGACCAAAUCCUGCAAAACUUGCCAACUUUCCUGAGUGUGAUGUUUUUGUUUAUGUUUCUUGUCCACAAACUGCUCUUUUGGAUAGCAAAGAGUUCUUAGCUCCUGUUAUUACUCCUUUUGAGGCCAUGCUAGCUUUCAGCAGGGGAAGUCAAUGGACGGGAACUUAUGUAAUGGACUUUCAGGAUUUAAUGACUUCAUGUCCUGUGGAAGAAACACAGCCUAUGGAAGAAGCACGUUUCUCAUUCCUUCGAGGUGGAUAUGUAGAAGACAUUAACCUGGAAGAGACUAUGGAAGAAAAUGAAGAUGGAACUCUUGCUUUAGCUAAAACAACAGAGAAGGCUCUUUGGGUGGCUGGUAAGGAUCCCCGAUCUGUGGUCAAGGGCUCGCCUAAAUCCGGGGCAGAAUACUUUGCUGGCCGAUCUUUUCAGGGUCUCGACAUUAAAGGUGAAAAAGCCAUGCCGGAGCCAUUUUUCAUCGGUAGGACUGGGAAGGCAUCGGGGUAUGAGGAUGAGAAAAGCAAUCAGAAAACUGGGUAGAUAUACAUGUGUCUGGCAGUGGGAGCUACUCCAAGCAAUUGAUUCAUGUCAUGACAUGAGGAAUAAUGAAUACUUGAGAAUGCAGGUUUGUUCUUUCUUUCUCAAGCGAAGCAAACUAAAUACUUAGAUCUUCAGUUUCAAUUUUCAGAGAGCUUUGUGGGUAGUGGAGAGGUUGAGCUCUUUUGGAUCCAGUGGUUUUGAAGCUGCAGAAUGUUGAAAUGUCAUCAGCACCAGCAGUGCUGGCUGCUGUAAUAGAAGUGUUUGUAUGUUUAGGAAACUAUGUUUGUUUUUAUCUUUUUGUAUGAUGAUAUACCAAUUGUGCUCUGUGUUUCUUGUAUUUUAUUAUGAUACACUUCCAUUAUAUAUGUCAAUUUACUAAUUAAUUCUUUGAUAAA
Messenger RNA from Diospyros lotus (date-plum), 2066 nucleotides. RefSeq lists its product as uncharacterized. The coding region runs from base 193 to 1671 and encodes 492 amino acids. The record is from RefSeq and is a predicted model, not a curated record. The transcript is spliced from 10 exons. Gene Ontology annotation, molecular function: 2-(3-amino-3-carboxypropyl)histidine synthase activity. NCBI's taxonomy places the organism in Eukaryota, Viridiplantae, Streptophyta, Magnoliopsida, Ericales, Ebenaceae. Gene Ontology annotation, biological process: protein histidyl modification to diphthamide.